AUGGGUAGCGUGUUUUGGAGUGUUUUGCACAUUUGUGAGGGCUUUCGUAAACGACGGUUAGAUGUAAUCUGUCGUCUGGACGACCAUAACGUUCCUGAAAGAGAAAAGCGGCAACACAGAGCCCUAAAUUCUUCUUCCCGCUCAUCCCCUGAACGCGCCGCGGACAGACUUUUCCGCCGCUCCCUCGCCCGGCUUCACGAUCCCAGCAUGCAAUUCGCCGGACCCAAGAUGGCUGCCUCCAUGCAGCUGCGUAUGGCUAAAUCGGCUCUAAGUGUUUCUUUGCAGGGUGUGGAAUGUUUACUGAAUCCUGCCCGCUUGGCUGCAUCGUCUCUCAUGGUCCCAGUGAGAACAAAGAAACGGUAUUUCAUUCCACCUUCAGCCAAUCCAAAGUAUGUAACACCAGAACAGCAGCAAAAGCAUGCCAGGGCUGCAGGGAUUGUGGUCCCUUAUGAACGGUCACUGCGUCCAAUGAAUAUUUCCUGCACAGCUGGGAUCUUCGACCCUUACAUUCCUCCUGAAGGGGAUGCUCGUGUUUCUUCUUUGUCAAAGGAGGGAUUGAAACAGAAGAUGGAGCAGUUGAAGCAGAGUGCGGCUUCUCAGUUGGCAAUCCGGAAGAUCAAAGAUCACAAUCCUGACUUCAGCACUAAAACUUUUGCAGAAAUAGCCCAGAAUAUUUUUAUUGAAGCUCACAAUAACUUGACAAACUUUAACAAAGAUAAGCUUCACUCCUUAGUGACAGAACGCUGCUAUCCGGAGAUGGUGCGCGGAAACAGAUACAAGACUAUCCGGUGGAGCUUCGUGGAGUCCCUUCAACCCCCUCGCGUGGUUCAAGUGCGAUGCACUGAUAUGAUGAACAAGGGCAACUUGUAUGGACAAGUGACAGUCCGCAUGCACACCCGUCAGACCCUAGCUAUCUAUGACCGGUUUGGCCGGCUGAUGUAUGGUGGAGAGCAAAUACCUAAGGAUGUCCUGGAAUAUGUAGUAUUGGAAAGACACUUGGUCAACCCCUACAGUCCAUGGCGAUUGCAUGGCAAGAUUGUUCCCUCUUGGGCUCCUCCAAAAGACGCUGUCACAAAGACUGUUAUGAUCCCAGGACCAUCUCUGGAGCAUUCACAGGAAUAUGAAGAAAUCGGCAUUCCCCAAGCCACGCCAACCCAACAGACUUUGUGAUACGAAUCAUGCUUAAGGGGUGGGCCAGAGCAGAUGUGAUCUGUUGCAUUUGGUAAGGGAGGUACCCCUCUAGAACUGUGUGCUUGGGUGUGGCAUAUGCUUCAUGCCUCCAUGUGCAAGCAUUGAGUCUUGAGAAGUUCCAAGCUGCUUAAAGGACCCUUGGGGCUGUUCAUCACACUGCAGACCACUAGAGUUGCCAGAUCUUUCCAGCCUCUUCAGAGUUCCUCUUGAGGCCAGUUACUGCAUAACUUCAAAUUCUGUCUGAAAUAUUGAUCAGUAAAGAGACAAGUCUUGAAAGCAGUGCUUUAAUCUUUAGGGAAUAACAAGGAAAGCACUGUCUCUCAGUGCUAUGUGCUGUACUAUCCUCUGCUCUUGAAGACUGUGCUUUCUAAUACCUGUAUACAUCGGGUCAUGCUACAGCUAUACUUUGAUACUGAGCACCCUGCAUAUAGUCAGAAAUGCAUAUCUGUUCCUUCACAGGUUGUCAGGCUGAGACUUAGUAGGGAAGACAAGUUCUAGAGCUGAGUUAAAACCUAAAAAUAAGCCAAUUGGCUUUCAUCGGAGACCCUCUUCAACGUUCAGUUUUUAAUGCUAUCGGUGUGUGGUAGUCGUACCUGAUUAAGCAAUCUUUCCCCAAGAAAUCGUUAUCUUUAGUCUGUCACAUUUUCCUAGUAGUCAAGCAAUAUUAUAUUUUUACUGACUAAGUAUGAUUAUGGGAGAGCUGUUUUGAAGUGCUGAUUUAGAAUACAUGUGAAAGAGUCAGACAGCUUUUUGCUAAUGUGUAUGACUUCACCACUUUUACCAUAACUCCACUAACGUUGCUUCAGAAUGCCCAUAACAACUUCACACUUUCACAUUUGCCUUCAGCCUACGUAAAGAGGGCUUUCACUGAGUGGUAACCGGCUAGUCCAGAAACGAAGCCUAGUUUCAGUUUUGUGCCUUGCAGGCCAACUUUGGCUUUUGCUUGGAGGCUUUCACUGGAUUUUGUUAGAUGCCUUUUGUUGCUGAAAGCUAGGCAACAGGCUGUGCUACCCCCUUUAAUUCGGGCAUUUAAGCUGCAAAUCGGUGGAGUGCAAUUGUUGGCUGAGCCGUGUUUCCAUCAGUCAAAAGGGGUUUGGAGGCCCUGUGUAGUUCCUUGGUCCUAGCACAAGCAGAAUAAGUCAUGGGGAGGCGGAAGCAAAUAGGGGCAGCUUUGAACAAAUUACCCAGGACAUAAAAGGCAAUUUACUUUUCUUGGCAAAGAGUUUGGGUUAUCAGGCAUUAAGUUUGUGAAAUUCUUAUCUAAUACCUAGAUAAGAAAAUGGUCAUGCUAAAUAAGUGUUAAGUUGUAAUGUGUAAUGGUUCAGUCUGGAAUCUUUCAAGGGGCUUUGUGGUACAGCGAUUUUUUUUAAAAAACCUUUGUGAAAAAUGGAAGCAAGCUCUGUCUUUGAGCGCAUGUGCAACUUUCUGAUGACCAUGUGCAGUUGUGGUGUGAAAAGGAAGCACAAAAAAGGAAGAGGAAGCCUCAUCCUGUCUCCCCACCUUUUAUCAAUAAAAACUUGGUCUUAGGGUC
This is a messenger RNA of Eublepharis macularius, 2722 nucleotides long. It is a transcript of the gene MRPL45, whose product is annotated as mitochondrial ribosomal protein L45. Gene Ontology annotation, cellular component: mitochondrion. The record is from RefSeq and is a predicted model, not a curated record. NCBI's taxonomy places the organism in Eukaryota, Metazoa, Chordata, Lepidosauria, Squamata, Eublepharidae. The transcript has 9 exons. The coding region runs from base 1 to 1170 and encodes 389 amino acids.